Poeciliopsis prolifica (blackstripe livebearer) is the source of this 2413-nucleotide messenger RNA. Its product is annotated as coiled-coil domain-containing protein 81-like. The record is from RefSeq and is a predicted model, not a curated record. Gene Ontology annotation, cellular component: centrosome. The coding region runs from base 277 to 2148 and encodes 623 amino acids. The transcript has 16 exons. Lineage: Eukaryota; Metazoa; Chordata; Actinopteri; Cyprinodontiformes; Poeciliidae.
UCUAUUGAACCUGUCAGCCCGUUCAAUGCAAAAAUAAAAGCAAAAAUAAAAUACAUGACGCAUGGUCCUGAACGUUUUAGGUUUCCCUUUAGGCUUAAGUUGCGGUUUGCUGUAACGGUAACAGAAAUCAAGAGCCAGACCUUUGACUUUCUUUUCUUUGCGUGAUUGGUGCGACUCUGUCCUCCAGGUGCGUCUCCGCGCCUGUCGCCGUCAAAAGGCGCCUCUGCGGACUCUGUCUAAAGGUCUUCCGGGUCUGAGGCUGGAUGAGAUGCUGGGAUGAGCAACAUCCUGCCGCUGGUGUCCGAAGGGGACACGCGGAUGUCGCAGUUAUCGAGAAAAGAUGUUGAAUGUAUAUGGACAGGAGUAUCAUUCUAUAUACAAUGUCAGAUGAACUUGCAGAAGGGGGUCAGCCUAUCAGGAUUGGGGACCUUCACAUUUUCUCUGCAGAAUUUCAACACAGGUCACAGAUUCUCCCAGGUCCGUCAUCCCAUCUUCAUCUUGGCAGGGAAACUCUCUCAGUCUUUGGGUCUACAGCAGGUCAGGUGGUUGGCCGAAGCACAGGUGCCUGUUGUGCCUCUGAGCUUCGCAGCCGUGUCGCAGCAGACGCCCUACAGUCGAGACGUGGUGGAGGCCUGCGUUAGAGAAACUCUGGCAGUGCUGCACCGAGCCUUAGCGUCAGAGAGGCACAUAUUCCUCCCUUUCAAGGGAAUUGGAGUUCUGUCCUUCAGGGACAACAAGGCUCAGAUGAAGUUCAGCAGGGACUUCAUUAAUACAAUCAGUGAGACACAUAAGACGCUGAAAGAUCCCAGGAUGAGAGCUGGGAGCAGCGUUUUCUUGUCAUCUGGUGACGUCACUGAGCUUCAGAGGCCACAGACUGCCUGCCGUGUCUCCCUCACAGCUAUCGGCUUUUCUCAGACGGAUAACAAAGGAAUCAGCAAAGAUGGCGGAAACGUUUUGCCACCUGGGGACCAAAGGAGCAAAAAAGAGGUUCCCCAGCAAAGAGAGUCUAAAUCCAAUCACUCACUGCAGAUGAAAGCUGUCGGCCUGACUGGGGAACUGAAUCCAAUGCCCCCUGCGGAGCCCACUAGCAGUGUGCUACAUGGAGAACCUCCCAAGCUGGACCAGCAUCUGAAAAAUUUCAGCUGCUCUGGUCAGAUCCUUCCUGAACAGGAGCUGUGCUACGUGUGCAUGCAGCGGGCUCUGAGGAAUGUUCCAGAGAACGGACGGGAGCAACGAGACCAUGAGGAGAACGCUCAUGGAAAUCUUUUACUGCUUAAGGAACAACUGAGAGAUGAGCAAGAGAUGGAGCAAGAGCUGGCAAAACUAACUGAGCGGCGUGAGCGGGCCAAGAAGGUGGCCGCGUUCAACUUGCACGUGUCAAGGCGGGAGAAGAGCUCCUGUUCCGACUGUCCUAGAUCGUUCGUCUUCCCGGCUCGACCAGUCACUCCCCCGAAGAGGAUACAGCAGCAUCGUUACAGGAGGGAUCUACGGAGCCAGAUGGAAAGGAGACAGCAACUCGUGGCUCAGGACCAGCAGUACCGCUUUCUAACCGAGCGACUUGACCAGAUGCAGCUGACACAGGAGAUAGCUUUGCAGAGGGCUCAGCAGCUCCAGAAGAAACUGGAGAAAACCGAGCAUUACAGGAAGGCUCUGGAUGCUCAGGUGGAGGACAAGAUGUUCACAUCGUGUCCCGAGUGUCCGCCUGACAAACCAAGACUAAAUCGCUGCGAAACAGCAAUUAGAAGGGCAGAGAGCAAAAAGAGAGCACAAAAGGACUUACAAGCGAACUUCAGCGUUGCCACUCAGAGAAAGAGGGAGGAGAUCCAGAAUCGUCAACUACAGCUGGAAGAGGAAAAGGAAAUGCUAACACACACUAAAACAGAGUUGAUGCAGGACAAGACCAAUCAUUUCGAAAAGAAGCGCGCCUUCCGAAAAUCCCUGGAGAACGACUGGAGUCGAAGUGUGGAGCUCAAACGCGAGCGAGAGGACGAGGAGAGGCGCUUCCUGAGGUCUGCUGGAAAACUCCUGGUGGACAAGCUCGGAGAACGCCAACGCUGCCGGAGGUGUCAGAGGAGGACCACCAACUGCGGAGAAACCAACAUAUGGAAGGACUCGCGUUACCCUUCAGGUUCACAGUUUAUGAUCUGAAGCAGAAUGACGCGACAAGGAAAACGCUAACAAACUGAACAAGUCGUUGCUACAGUGCAGUCUAAUGCAUUAUGCAUUAUUUUAACUGUUCUUGAUCACUCUUUCACGAUUAUAAUAUACAAUUUGCAUCUGAUCUGUGAGGUUUUAUUUAUUUUUUAGUCGUUUCAAACUCUGGAAACUUUUUUUUUUUGAUAAUGAUUAUCAGCUCCAUUUCAUUGCUGUGCAUUUAUCAUUGUUAAAUUAAAGAAGCAAAUCUGGGAUGAUA